Eriocheir sinensis (Chinese mitten crab) is the source of this 2794-nucleotide messenger RNA. Its product is annotated as histone-lysine N-methyltransferase, H3 lysine-79 specific-like. The record is from RefSeq and is a predicted model, not a curated record. NCBI's taxonomy places the organism in Eukaryota, Metazoa, Arthropoda, Malacostraca, Decapoda, Varunidae. The transcript has 2 exons. Bases 1348 to 2769 code for a protein of 473 amino acids.
GAUAUGAGAACUUUAUUAUUACCUUCAAUAUAUUGCUGUAUGUAGACUCAUGUUAAAAACUGACUGGCAUAUAUAUUCUCUAAUUCUAUUACAAUUUCAGUUUCAGACAGAGGCACUACACCGUGAUAUCCUCAACAGGAAUAAAACAGCAUUCAACCAAGUUAUUGAGCGGUACAUUUCCCUGGCACACGGACUUCCUCCUCCACUAGAUGAAUGUCCCUAUACCAGUCUCCACACAACAGCAAAAACAAACCAAGUUCAGCUCCCUUAUACCCCCAGAAGAACCUUUCCAGGACAGGUGCAACCAUAAAAACCAGCACUGUCUCCCCAGCGAUCUCAUUGAGGCAAGAUUCAUGUUGGGAUGAGGAUGAUCUUGUUAGAGAAGUAGAGGAAUCACUGCAGAGGAGGAAACAACAGCUUGGGUUAAGUGAUGAUUUUAUAUGUGAGGAGAUAGAGGAUAAUGAGGUUGAUGAGGAUGACCCCACAUGGGAUGGCUCUCAUUACCAUGCCAGGGUGAAUUUACCCAGCAGAUUGCAUAAAAAGAGAAAACUUUCUGAUAAUCUUAUAACAAACACAGUGGGGUCAUCUGAUGAAAACAAGUCUUGAAAGAAAGCAAAAGCACCUGUGGAUGAAGUAAGCCUUUCCCAAAACAAAACUGCUGAUUUGAGGAAGCUUUCUGUGCAGGACAGGCUUUCAGAUGUGAGCAACUUACCAAGAAGAAGAGGUAGACCUCCGAAAAGAAAGUCAGUGCUGGAGGUGAAUGAUGAGGGUAAUAUAUCAAAGAAAAGAUGUAGAUUGCCCAAACAAAAGUCAGUGCAGAAGGUGAGCAAUGAUGAAAACAAAGAACCCAAACGGAGAGGCAGGCCACCCAAGAAGACUCAAACUUUGAGUCUGAACCCCACCAAGGGCAAAACUUCAAACAAAACGUCAUCUGAUGAAAACAAAGAACCUAAACGGAGAGGCAGGCCGCCCAAGAAGACUCAAACUUUGAGUCUGAACUCCACCAAGGGCAAAACCUCAAACAAAAGGUCAUCUGAUGAAAACAAUGUGCCACAAAAGAGAGGCAGACCAUUCAAACAGAAAGCAACAGGGACUCUUAAGAUCCACACUCAAGACUGUAGUGUAGUGCUGAGAAGGCUUGCUGGGGGCAGGGAGGGCAUCCAGUCUGUGAAUAAAUCAAAUGAAACCAGGACACUGUGCAGUAUUAGAGGUGCAGAAGAGGAGGAGCAAAGACCUCAAGAGAGCAGUAAUGGUAUUGUGAAGUUGGUGCAGGAGGCAGUGGGAGGGACUGGUGGUAUUCUGCAUAGGGUUGAAUAUGGGAAGUAUAUAAUCUGCCUCCUUGACACCAUGGACACGAUGCUUAUCAUGGUAAAUCAAAACGUGCCCAGUGAAACUAGUUCUGGCAAAGAAACAGAAGCAGCUACAGGAAAGACUUCCAAAAAAGAGAAGAAAAAAGCCCAAGAAAGAGAACAGAGAACAAGAACUCAUACUGGCAGCAACAUGGAAGCAAACACACAAGUAGAACAAACUGUCAACAAAAUUACUAACAGAGAGAAAAGAAAAAAGGUAGAUCAAACAGCUAAAAAAACUAACAACAAAGAAAAAGAGAAAAAAGCCAUAGAAAAACAGCAGACAGUGGAUAAGAAAGCAAGGAGUAGCACAAGAACUGAAUCCUCACUCCAUCAUAAGGCGAUGCAACAGUCUGAGUCAACUGUUGAACAUCCUACAGUGAAAAAGAUGGGACAGAAUAACAGCCGAAAAAGGGAGCACAGCUCAAACGCAGUCAAGUCACCGAAGAGACAAAGGAAUGAGCCAAGCGUGCCCGCCAAGGCUUCUGUUGCAACACACCUGGCCAUAGAUGCCAUGUUGUCACCUGGGCAGAAUAGCGGCAUUGUUCCCAGCAGUGAAGGCAAUGUGCUGAAGAGAUUACAUGUUGAUCCAGAUGCAGGAACAGAUAAAGUUACAGGUCAGUUUAUGCAGCAUGAACUUCCUAACACCAGUGAAUCACCAAAUAAGCCAAAAAAAGCACGUGACCUAGAAGUCUCUGACAGAAGUCUUUCUUCCGAUGGGUCAGAGUCAGAGUCACAGUAUGGAGACGGAUCGCUUACUGAUAGUGAUGAAGAUGACAUGAUUUCAGAAUUUAGUGCAACCCAGAAAAAGAAGAGCUUCCUCCAUCAGACACGAGAAAGGCUGAAAAGAAGGAAUUACAGACCUGAGCACAGGGAGUCAGUGAGCAAAGUUAUAUUCGAUAGUGACAAUGACAUCCUUAUUAUGGAACCGCCCAAGCCUGUGCCCAUGUCAGAAGACAAGAAAAACAACACAAAUUCUGAAAACAGCCAGAGCACAAAGGGGGUGCAGGGCAGACCCAUCAUGGCAUCACCAUAUGUUUCCCUGAAGACCCAAAGAGCCAUUAGGAGAGCUGCAGGUGGACACCAGCGAAGCCUGACCACUAGCAGUUCCUACAUCCAAGGCCUCAUCAGUAACUCCAUCAUGAAGAAUGUUCCAGAGAUGAUGACUUCGGCCUCAACCAGGGUACCAGUGGACGGUCAAACGGAGGAGGAACCUGACCCUGAGGACAUGUGGGAUCUCCUGCCAGCCCUCCCCCAGCGGUCCUCCAGCUCCCUUGCCGCAAGGGCUGCCAAGACCAGCCUGCAAGAAUCUGGCAUAACGGAGACUGCAGCCACUGCUCCAGAGAGGCCAACAACUGUCACCAGCACCAACAUUAGUGGUGCAGUCAUCACAUCAAAGGUAUACUAUAUACUUUUCUAGAUGAAAAAAAAGAAAAAUAUCAAUU